GUAGCCUGUGUAAACCUUGUAACGUGGACACACUGCUUUGUAAGUUAUUUCCUUUUCUCCAUAGUUUUCUCCAUUAGAUUACAGCAAUGGCGUACAGGAAUGGAAGAAUAGGAAGGCGAAUAAGCUUUUGUACAAAAAGAUGCCUAUUACUAACUUUAGUAAUCGGUUCCGUUUUGUUGCUUUUCGUUGGAAGUCAAAUCCGCCUCGAUUUUCAAGAAGCGUCCUUGUUUCGCAAGGUUAAACUUGUAAAAAAUAGCUGGUUUGCGAGAAACUAUGUUGGAAGUUGGAUACAAGGUAAACUGCUGUCUCUCAAGUGGGAAAGUUACGUCGAUACUUACUGCAAAAAAGGAAAGAGUUUAGCUUUGGGAAAAAGCUACACAGAGGAAGAUUACUUGCAGUGGACUCCAAAGAUUGGCGAGCAGUUAGGGUUUGAAAACGGGCACUCGAUCUUUGACAAUGGUUGUGGCUGUGGAGCUUUUCUUUCAGCUUUUAACCAAACUUACGAAAAUGUAAAACUCGGUGGUCUUGAUCUAAGUACCGGGGCAAUAAAGUUUGCUAGAGAGAUAUUUCCCGAUAUGAAAGACAACUUCAAAGUUGGGACAGUUGAGGAUCUUUCUUUCGUCCAAGAUGCUUCUUAUGAUCAUUCGAUGACUUUUUUUACCUUUCCAUACGUAAGCCCCGAGAAACAAUGCAAAGCUGUAAAAGAAAUGCUUCGAGUCGUCAAACCUGGAGGAUCUUUGUACAUCGGCCACAAUCUCGAGUCAGAUUGCAAAGACAAGACCCAUAUUGGGAUUUUCACGCUACCAUUGUGCUUUUGGAACGAGAAAUGCUUAAAGGAUCAGGAUGAUGUGAAAGAGAUUUAUUACGUCAAGGAAAGAGAUUUGUUUGGUAUUUCAAAGUAUUGUCCUGAAAAGAGUGCUGUUUUUGUCUAUAAAAAGGAGGCGGUCAAAGUACCUGAACAUAGUAAUAGCUAUACUUGUAAUAGUAAAUACCCCCCUUCUGGUAGGAAAUCUUAGUAGGGCUAGUGGGGACUUUAUCAAUUUAUAUAUAGAAAAACUGCUUAUUAUUACUUCUAAAAAAUAAUUAAGUUUCAGGAAAAUUUGCAGCCAAAUGGAUAGUCAAACUCAAUGGGAGAAAGUAUGAGAAAAUAUUAGUGCUUGGCAUGGGCACACAUCCGUGCAGGCAAAAGAAUCUUGUAAGAAUGUAAACAUUGACAACUGGCCAUAUAUGUAUGUAUAAUGUUUAACACAUACAAUGUUUCUUACACACUGUAUAUUAUAUACAGUAUACCCACUGGUUACCUAAUUGUACAGUGGACACUUAUCCAUGGACCAUAUAAUUAAAUUCAUGUAUAUGUUUAUUAGCUCCAAAUUCACAUUUAAAAUUAAAAAAAGAAAAAAAAUUUCCCAA
Molecule: messenger RNA, 1410 nt
Organism: Actinia tenebrosa (Australian red waratah sea anemone)
Lineage: Eukaryota; Metazoa; Cnidaria; Anthozoa; Actiniaria; Actiniidae
Molecular function (GO): methyltransferase activity
Source: RefSeq, a predicted model, not a curated record